CGCAGUUUGACCCCGGAAGUGCUGGGUGUGUGGAAGCUGUCGGCGUGUGUUGCGGCUGAACAUCUCUGGUGUGGAACCGGGGAGGAGGGUCACACAGCACAAUGCCAGCUCUGCCCCUGGACCAACUCCAGAUCACCCACAAAGACCCGAAGACAGGAAAGCUGAGGACUUCAGCAGCGCUGCACCCUGAACAGAAGGCAGACCGGUAUUUUGUGUUGUACAAACCACCCCCUAAAGACAACAUCCCCGCCCUAGUGGAGGAGUACCUGGAACGCGCCAACUUCGUAGCUAAUGACCUCGACUGGCUCCUGGCUUUGCCUCAUGAUAAAUUCUGGUGCCAGGUUAUUUUUGAUGAGACCUUGCAGAAGUGCCUGGACUCCUACCUGCACUAUGUACCCCGAAAGUUUGAUGAGUGGGUGGCCCCGACCCCUGAGGUUGCUGACAUGCAGAAGCACCUGCACCGAAGUGUCUUCCUCACCUUCCUUCGAAUGUCCACGCACAAGGAAUCCAAAGACCACUUCAUUUCUCCAUCUGCAUUUGGAGAAAUCCUGUACAACAACUUCCUCUUUGACAUCCCGAAGAUCCUGGACCUCUGUGUGCUCUUUGGAAAAGGCAACUCACCACUGCUCCAGAAAAUGAUAGGAAAUAUAUUUACCCAGCAGCCGAGUUACUAUAAUGACCUGGACGAAACCAUCCCCACCGUCCUUCAGGUCUUCAGCAAUAUCCUCCAGCACUGUGGUUUGCAAGGGGAUGGGACCAGCACCACACCCCAGAAACUCGGGGAGAGGGGUCGAUUGACCCCCAGUGACAUGCCUCUCUUGGAAUUAAAGGACAUUGUUCUCUACCUGUGUGACACCUCCACCACACUCUGGGCCUUUUUGGACAUCUUCCCUUUGGCCUGCCAAACCUUCCAGAAACAUGACUUUUGUUACAGACUAGCAUCCUUUUAUGAGAUGGCAAUUCCGGAAAUGGAGUCUGCAAUUAAGAAGAGGAGGCUUGAAGACAGCAAGCUCCUGAGUGACAUGUGGCAGAGGCUCUCCCAUUCUAAGAAGAAGCUAAUGGAGGUGUUUCACACCAUCCUGAGCCAGACCUGCCUCCUUCCCAUCCUAGAGAGCAGCUGUGACAACAUUCAAGCUUUCAUUGAAGAAUUCCUUCAAAUCUUCAGCUCUUUACUGCAAGAAAAGAGAUUCCUCCGUGACUAUGACACAUUCUUCCCUGUAGCUGAAGACAUCAGCUUGCUGCAGCAGGCUUCAUCAGCCUUGGAUGAGACUCGGACUGCCUAUAUCCUACAGGCUGUGGAAAGUGCAUGGGAAGGGGUGGACAGACAGAAAAUGAAGGACAUUAAAGACUCAUCAAGGGCCAAGGAUUCUAAUAAUGAAAUCACAAUGACAGCAGAGCCAGUCGGUGAAAUGCCAUCACAGCUGGAGAACUCAGAAGAGGAUGAGGAGUGCAUGGGUGCAGCAGCUGCCCUGGGCCCUACCGUGAGUGGUGUGGAACUAGACUCACUCAUCUCCCAAGUGAAGGACCUGCUGCCAGACCUCGGGGAGGGCUUUAUUCUGGCCUGCCUGGAGCACUACAGCUAUGAUUCAGAGCAGGUGAUCAACAACAUCCUGGAGGAUCGGCUGGCCCCUGAGCUCGGUCAGCUGGACCGAGGCCUAGAAAGACAAGUGAAGCCGGACCCUACACCCCUGGUAUCAUCUCGUCACAACGUCUUCCAGAACGAUGAGUUUGAUGUGUUCAGCAGGGACUCAGUGGACCUGAGCCGAGUGCACAAGGGCAGGAGGAAGGAGGAGAACGUGAGGAGCCUGGUGAAUGACAAGCAGGCUGUGGUGGCACAGUGGCAGCGCUACCAGAAGUACAGUGUGGUAGUGGAGGAGGUCCCCCUGCAGCCAGGAGAAUACCAGGCUGAUGAUUAUGAGGAUGAGUACGAUGACACAUAUGAUGGCAACCAGGUGGGCGCCAACGACGCAGACUCUGAUGAUGAGCUCAUCAGCCGCAGGCCCUUCACCAUCCCUCAGGUGCUGAGAACCAAAAUGCCUGGGGAAGCGCAGGAGGAGGAGUGUGAUGAAGAAGAUGAGGUUGAAGAAGAGGCUCCCAAGCCGGACCAUUUCAUUCAGGAUCCUGCAGUGCUGAGGGAAAAGGCUGAAGCCAGGCGCAUGGCCUUCCUCGCCAGGAAGGGGUAUCGGCCUGAGAACUCCACUGCAGUGACAGGUAGCCCCCGGGGCCAUGGGCAAAGUCGAGAAACAACCCAGGAACGCAGGAAGAAAGAAGCCAACAAGGCAGCCCGAGCCAACCACAGCCGCAGAGCCAUGGCAGACCGAAAAAGAAACAAAGGCAUGAUCCCAUCCUGAGGCCAUGAGCUGCCUGGAUGAGGGAGGCCCUUCAAGGUAGCUCUGCCCUCAGGAGCCCUCAAGACCACCACACCUCACCUAACAGCCAGCCGUGAGCGCCUUGUCAAACACAGUGCCUUAUCCCUCGGUGAGGAACCCAGUGCCAUCAAGCAAGCUGUCACCCAGCUGUGCUGGCGGGAAAGGAUGAGGAUACAAACCCAAGUGUCUUUCAUCUUGUGCAGCGAGGCACCACCUCUGGGAGUCCUGGAUGGCAGGAGACCUGUAUAUUCAGAAGCAAGGAAAGGCCCAUGAAUAAAGUUUCUGACCUUCCAACAAUGCUCCAUGACAGACCUCCAGCCUUUCCCUCUGCCCCUGCUCAGAAACUCCAGCACCCAUACUGCCGGCUUCCCAGGCUUGUCCUCUCUCCUUGUGUGUGACCUCUGUGCCUGUGGAAGGAAGUGGCCAGUGUGAGGGAGGCCUAAGGCCCCCUCUGUGGGUACCUCCUACGCCUCUUCCUCGGGAGGUAGCUACAGGACACGAGCGGGCGUGGGGUGUGAAGGCUGAGAGUGUGCCUAGGAAGCCCAGUUUGACCCUGGCGGUAUAGGCUCUAGACCCAUGUAGAUUAUGUCAGCCCCUGUGGCAUAACUGGCACAAGGACACUUGGCCAGUUUCAGAGUGUCAUAGUUAUAAAUGUACUGUUAGCCCCCGCCCUCCCUAUGUAGAGAUUGGAAACCACUAGAAAGAAUGAAGGAAUGCCGCCAAGCCCUGUGAAGAGAGAGGACCAGGCUGGCUUCCAGGGCCCUUUCCCCGUGUAGCACUCUUGUGGGAAUCAGCUAACAGGUCUCCUGGGUUUAACUAAUGUGCAGGAGAUCUGCACUGGGGUCUUUGCUGGGCUGAUCCUGAUGCAGCAGGGCCUGGAGUCUUACCAACAGAUUUUUUAGACGCCAGGGACAUUGAUUUGCUUGUAGUUAGGACUACAAGGCAGACAGAUACUUGAUAGAUUGUUUUAUUAGGCCAGCCUGCACAAGUGAAACUAAAUGCCAAUCCCUCUGCGCCUUGCUGGCCUCUGGGAGCGUUUGAGAUGCAGGGCAGGUACAGAGUGGUAUCCUCCCCAAGGGCUGAUGAAUGAGCUGAGAUCUGGCAGAGUUAGCCAUACUGACAGACAACAGGGAAACCGUUUCCUCCUCGAAGCACUUACCAGUCAUUUCUUUUCUCCCUGACUAAACUCAGACCGAGCUGCUGUCUCGUGCGAGGCUGAUGGGCUUGGAGCUCCUGGUCUCCAUCGGCCUUGCCUGCUGCUCUUCCUGGAGUAGCCCUCAUGUGCUCUUGGCCAUCUCUGCCUCCGCCACCUAGAGGACCAACCCAGUUUCCCGCCAGCAGUCUGGCUGAAAAGUCUUCUGUUUCCUAGAGCGUUGGGCCAGAUCAAACAUAAUGCCCCUGAGGAGCUGCUGCUUGUACCUUUAGCUCUCCAGGGCACCCUUUCAGGGUGCUUUGGAACCAGCCUAGAGCAACCUUCUACCCCGUCCCUUCAGCCUCAGUGGCAUGAAUGGCACUACUUGGGGGUGGUAAGUCCCUAAAGAUGACUAUUGAGGCUGAUGCUCAGUAGGAGAGACUUGAGUAAUAUACACAAGGCUUAGGUUCGUCCCCUAACUAUUUAUGUGAAGGAAGUUCCCAAGGGAUUCCAAAUUUACUACUUACAUAAAGGAAGUUCCCAAGGGGUUCCAAAUUUAAGAUUAGCAGCCUAAGAGUGUUGGGCGGGUAAACCAUGUGGCCCCUAGACACCCCCCUGCUGUCCUCUGUGGGUGUUUUCCAAGUGCCUUUUCUGUGCCCAUCAGAGAAUGUGACCAGCAUAGAUGUUUCUGGAGAAACUGUUUUUUUCCAAGACAGGGUUUCUCUGUGUAAUAGCCCUGCCUGUCCUGGACUUUGUAGACUAGGCUGGCCUCCAAAUUCACGGAUUUCUACCUGCCUCUGCUGGGAUUAAAGGCAUGCACCACUAGGCCUGGCCCUGAAGAAACUUUUAAAACCUUGUACCUCUAAAAGGAUACAAGACCCAAGUGUCAUUAGUCCAUGCCACGAGCAGGCGGCUGCAGAGCUUUUGCGCCCCUGUGAGGUAAAGCCAGAGAUGGGUAUAAGAGACCUAAGAGCUGUGGAGAGGAGCAGAGCUAGCAGUCUGCCCAGUGUCUCAGGAGUGGGUGCGUGUCCUUGUCAGACUGCCCAGCUGAGGCUGGGGGAGGAAACAGUCGGCUCAAACCUGCUUGUUACUGCCCUACCAGGACAUCAGACUCAGUGACAGUGCAGAAAGAUAAAAUCAGAGUUAGACAUGGUGGUGGCACGCACUAAUUUUCUGGGAGGUAGAGACAGUUCAGGGAUAGCCUGCCCAAGCUAUGAGACCCUGUCUAUAAAUAAAAACCAAAUAUUUCUGAAGAACAAACUGAAGAGGCAGAAUAUGUGAGCGUAGUAGUGUCAGGCAUUGUUUGUGAGAAUGUUAAAGCUCCUUUUGCACACAGACCAAUGCGGGAGGAACUGCAUGCGUGAUGGCGGCGGCAGGACCGUGGUCCCUGCUGUUGGCAAUAAACAGGCUUCCUGUGUGUUCUCCUGGA
This is a messenger RNA of Apodemus sylvaticus (European woodmouse), 4930 nucleotides long. It is a transcript of the gene Ascc2, whose product is annotated as activating signal cointegrator 1 complex subunit 2. The coding region runs from base 102 to 2351 and encodes 749 amino acids. The record is from RefSeq and is a predicted model, not a curated record. NCBI's taxonomy places the organism in Eukaryota, Metazoa, Chordata, Mammalia, Rodentia, Muridae. Gene Ontology annotation, molecular function: ubiquitin binding. The transcript is spliced from 20 exons. Gene Ontology annotation, biological process: regulation of DNA-templated transcription.